GGCUGAAAAAAAAGGUUGAGAAAAGAAAGAAUGCUUGCUGUUUAGGAAAAAACAGCAAAUCAAAGGACAACAAUGGUUUUGGUUGAGUAUUAAUAUUAUUAUUCUCAAAUUGCAGUCCAAUAUUCUUAUUUUUUCAGAACAGAUAAAAUAAAAAAAGGAGAGAGAGAAUAAUGGAAUUUUUUUGAGAGUUUGUUGGAACCGUUGGAUCACACUGGUUCUGAUCUGUACUUUUGGUUGCUCAGAAGAAGCCAUGAAUGCUGUAGAUCCGGGUGUCUGAGACAACAUUCGUCGCAUUGAGUGCACUGUAUUUGAAGCUAUUUGACUUGGGAAUUUGGUGAGCCAAGUUCAGCUUCUUUCGCGGUGUGCUUUGAACUUCAAUGCUCAAGCUUGAAUUUUUCCGGUUGAAUUGGCUACCCUUUUGGCGGUGGAUGGCAGCGGCGUAAUUGGGAUCUGCUACUGGCCCAUGUUCUAGGGUUUCAGGUUGAGGUUGAGGGGUAUCUUCAAUAUUGGUUUUGAAUGCUUAUUGCAUAUGAAUGUUGAGGAAUUAGGCAUUGCGUUUUGAAUGGUACAGUUGUAUCUGUUACUGUUUUAAUAUGCCAAAUUAAGUUUUGUUUGUUUGGGAUAUGUGGGUUGUGUUGGUUGACUCAGUCACAUUGGGUAUGGACAAUGAGUAAUGAAGCCUCAGGAGAGCUCGUGGUGAAGAAAAAUGGGGUUUUGCUGAUAUUGUUGUUUGGAGAUUGAAUUUGGUCGAGUUUGAGGUGUGUGUUCAUAAUCAUUGGUUGUUGGUGAGGGUGUUGUUGAAGGUUUUUUUGACUUUGGAUUGUAUGGAGAACUUGAGGUGACACUUGUUGGACACUGCAUUGGUUUGUGAAAUGCCACCUUCCCCAGCAUUUAGAUGCUCUCCUGGUAGGGAGCCAAGACCAGACAGUCACAAGCGUGGACGUAGUCUUGAAAGCGGAUUGCUCUUAAGAGAGAAAGAUGAUGAUCUUGCAUUGUUCAGUGAAAUGCAGUCCAGAGAGAAAGAGAGUUUUUUGCUUCAGCCGUCGGAUGAAUUGGAAGACUCAUUUUCGUCAAAGUUGAGGCAUUUUUCUGAUAUCAAGCUUGGGAUAUCCAUUCCCAGUCGAGGAGAAUCCAGUGAAUUGCUUAAUGCAGAUGGUGACAAGAAUGACUAUGAUUGGUUAUUGACACCACCGGACACACCACUGUUUCCUUCAUUAGAUGAUGAACCACCAGAAAUAAAUGUUGUAAGCAGAGGAAGGCCUCGGAGUAAACCUAUUUCCAUAUCAAGAUCAUCCACGAUGGAGAGAAGUUACAAAAGCAGUAGGGGUAGUGCAAGUCCAAAUCGUUUAAGUUCAUCCCCUCGUUCUGGGAAUAAUACAUUGCAAUCGAGGGGAAGGUCUUCAUCAACACCAAAUUCUAGUCCCACACAAGUUAUACGACAAGCUACUCCAUCAAGAAGACCAUCUCCACCUCCAACUAAGCCCAUAUCACCUGCUCCUAGGUCUUCCACUCCUACUCCUCGGCGGAUCAGCACUGGCUCCAGUAGUCCUGCAGUUUCAUCAGGGAUUAGGGGAACUUCCCCUGUUAAAACAAGCCGUGGAAACUCUGCUUCACCGAAGAUAAGAGCAUGGCAAACUAAUAUUCCUGGUUUAUCUUCUGAUGCUCCUCCCAAUCUUCGCACCUCUUUGGCUGAUCGACCGGCAUCAUAUGUGAGGGGUUCAUCUCCAGCAUCCAGAAAUAGUAGGGAUUCUACUUCUAAAUUUGGUAGGCAAUCAAUGUCUCCCACUCCUUCCAGGAGCAGCAGUUAUAUUCAGAGUCAUGAUCGAGACCAAUUUAGUUCACGCAGCAAAGGUUCUGUCAUAUCUUCUGGUGAUGAUGAUCUAGACUCACUUCAGUCCAUCCCAGUGGGUAGUCUAGACCGAUUGGGUGCAAGAAGGGGUGGAUCAUUUUCUAACAGCAAAUCUCCUUCAAUUUCCAAGAAAUCAGCCAAGAUGCUGUCCCCAAGUUCUGCUCCAAAAAGAUCUUUUGAUUCUGCUAUCCGGCAAAUGGAUAGGAAAAGUCCUCAGAACAUGUUCAGGCCUCUUUUAUCAAGUGUGCCAAGUACAACCUUUUAUGCCGGAAAAGCAAAUUCUGCACAACGUUCCCUGGUAUCUAGAAACUCCUCUGUCACAACAAGCAGCAAUGCAAGCUCUGAUCAUGGUACAAGUUUUGCACCAGAUACUGAAGGGAGUGACCACAAUCAAGAUGAUGCGGCUAGUGAAAGUGAGAAGAUAUUGUACACUGAUAUUCAUGAAGAAAUAUUUUCCUUUGAUAAAGUUGAUGUAUUAAAUGCAAGCACUGGGCACGAGAUCAAUGAUGAAUCAGUUGAUGUCCUGCACAAUAAAACUGGAGGCCCUAUGAUUGCUUUAGGUCCCACUGAAUCUGAAGCUUCUAUUUAUCAUGGUAUUGACGAAGAAUUCAAUGAAAGUUUAGAAACUUCCCAUGUCAUAGGUGACAUUUCUGAAACUAGUGGUUUUGAGAAUACAGCAAUCUGUUCUAAUUGUGGUUGCCCUCUUGAGGCCACAGAUCAAACUGAAAGGAAUCUUAGACUAUGUUCAGAAUGCAGGAGGAAAACCACAUUGUUGAGACAUACCAUUCCAAAGGCAACUUUGGCAGUUUCCAAUGACAUUUUAGCGAUUUCCACAAACGUUCCUUCUGGAGAAAAACCAUCUGAUGUAACAGACCAACUAACAGUUGUGUCUCAACUGCCUCAAGAGGCUGAUGUGGGUAACAUGAGGUACCCCUUUGGUGAACCAGAUGCUGAGGAAACUCAGGAAAGUCAAACUUUUCCCGGUGAAUUUAUUGAGGACCACUCACAACAAAAUCCUCUCUCAAGUUCACCAGUGGAUAGAAGUGUGCAAAUACCUACCAAUCAGCUAGAGGUGGACCAGUCUGGGGCUGAUUACAAGCCUGAUAAUCAAUCUGGGGAUCAGCAGUCGUAUCUUUCCAAAGAUCGCUCAAAUUUGAAAGUGGACCUCUUGGAAGGCACUGGCAUUUCUGUACUACUGAAAAGGUCAAGCAGUAGCAAAGGACCUGUAAUUCAGGGCAGGACUUUUACUGCCUCAACACUAUCUUAUGAUGAUCUGUCUUUCGCAAGAAACAGCAUUAACAGUAUCAGAAGUUCAACUGGGCGUAGCAGUUAUUCCACCUCAUCAUCCGUUGAUUUCAGCUCAGCAAGACAUUCCGAUUUUCGUGUCCAAAGGCAGUCGAGUGGCAGGAAAUUGGAUGUAGACUAUGGAUAUGAUGUAAGGAUCAAACCUCCAAGCCCUGGUUCAUCUUUUUCUGGAAUGUCAAACCAUUCUUACCAUGGAUUAAGUUUUGCUACACAAGAAACUUCUUCUGGCAAUACAGAAUGUGGCAACUUGGAGGAUAUACCCCAAGAUCUCCGAGACAUGCAAGCUUCAGAAAAUGCAGUUGCAGAUGUGGUUGAUUCUUCUUCUAUGGGUUCGAUUGUUGUCAAGGAAGUUAAACUCGAAUAUUCUGAUCAUGGUAGAACAACUGAUGCUUGUAGCUCAGAAUUAGUAAGCCAGGUUACUGGUGUUCAGCCUGACAACAUUUCAGUGGCAUCAUUUCCAAAUCAUGGGAGUAGUAUUUCAAAUGAUAGUAUCGAAGACCAUCCAAAUAAUGUAAGCUGUGUCUCAAAUACAGAAACAUCAGUUAAGGAUCCAGAGUCAUCCUUUGAUGAGAAACAUGAUAUGGAGAACUCUAAUGUUGAUGGACUGAAUGCUUUGAUAACUACCAACACUUCUACAAUUCAAGAAUCAGAAAUAGAAGGGGAACACAGUUGUCAAAAUGAUACUCGUGUGGUGGAUGAUGAUCCGUCGCUGGUAUCAAAGAGCCCCAUCAAUGAAUUUCAGGAACAUUCUAUUCCAAAUUCUUCCAGUGAUUGUCUUGCAUCUUCUGUUUCAGAGCUCAAUGCCUCCGAGUUCUCCCAUGGCAUAGAGGGAUCCACAGUUACAGUGGAGUGUCAAGAUGGAGGGAACACUAGAAGCCUAACACUUGAUGAGGCAACAGAUACUAUACUAUUUUGCAGCUCUAUCAUCCAUGAUCUUGCAUAUCAGGCUGCAACGCUAGCAAUGGAAAAGGAACCCUCAGAACCAUUGGAAGGUUCUGAGCCGACAGUGACUAUAUUGGCGAAACCCAAUUCCGAUAGAAAGGAUUCUCGGAGCCGAACUUCUGGCAAGCAUGGUAUGAAACCCCAAAAGGCCAGGCCAAAGGUGGUGGAAACUGAUGUAAAAUCAAAAUCCCCUUCCAAGACUGAGAAUGAUGAAAACGUUGAUGAGUCUUUGACACGCAAUGUUGGCCUUCCUAACAAGGUAGACAGCAUGAAGCCCCCUAAUAAGCUUGAAUCAAAGUGUAAUUGCAUAAUAAUGUGAGAGUGCAAAGUUCAGAUUGCCUUUAUAAUUUGUGCCAACAUUUCUUCUCUUCUUGUUGGCAUAUAUAUACACCAGAGCAGAGCUUAGCCAAAUGCUUGCGCGUUUGUGGCUUUAGGUUUAUGGCUGUUUGGGAUAAUAGCCAAUUGCAAUAUGUUGGUUCCAAUAUAUAUUGUAAGAUAUGGCACUUUGUGUUUGACAUAAUUGUAAAGUUAUUUUUUUCCCUUCCUUUUUUGUUGGUAGGCCAUUAAUUUGAUGCAUUUGGAGGAUUUGUGCUUCUCCAGUUGCCCCAUUCUUGUUAUUUGAUUUCCAUGUCAAUCAAGUGAUCCAUCAAUGGAAGUGUGAAGUAGAACUCAUUCAUAUU
This is a messenger RNA of Cajanus cajan (pigeon pea), 4776 nucleotides long. Its product is annotated as RUN/FYVE domain protein. Gene Ontology annotation, cellular component: cortical microtubule. Gene Ontology annotation, biological process: cortical microtubule organization. The record is from RefSeq and is a predicted model, not a curated record. NCBI's taxonomy places the organism in Eukaryota, Viridiplantae, Streptophyta, Magnoliopsida, Fabales, Fabaceae.